UCUGCCAUUGUCUUGCUUGUCAAAUGCAAAAAAACUGCGUUGCAAGAAGUGCUGUGGUGUUGUGAAUGUUGUGAUAUUUAAAUUCAAGAUAAAUUGUGAAGUGGUUUGGAGCAUUUUCUUUUGUCCUGUGUCUAAUUUGCGUCAAUUUACGUUAGUGACAAAAAAUCUUAAAAAAUGAAUCCAUGGGGUAAUGAGCAAUUCCCAAUGCCUCCUAACAUGAUGGGACCGCCAAUGAUGCAAAUGCAUCCGCCAUUGUUGCCUCCACCCAUGUUGCAAAACAUGAUGGAAAUGCCGAAUAAUAUGGGUGGGAUUCCGCCUGGGCCUCAAAUUGGACCUAUGCUCCCAGAAGGUAUGCAGAGCGCCUCUCAGCAAGACGUUCAGGAUCCAAGCGUGGAAUCCAGCGAGGUGCAGGUGAUUGAGGAUGACACGCCUGCCCCUGGAGCACCCAGACCUAGCCAUGAGGGAGGACCAGGAAAUAGAAGGGACUCUAGGAACAAUCGGGAUCGCGACAGAGAUCAGCGCCCGCGUCCUGGUAGACCAGACCGUAGCAGGGAUGACCGUCCAAGAGAGCAUCAUGACAGAAAUGCCAGGCCUGGCAGUAAAAGAAUGGCUGACCGGGCAGAUGACAGAACCCGCAAUGACCGCCCCGACCACCGCCUAGACAGUCGACCGGAUAGGAGACGGGACCGUCCAGAGAGGAGGUCCAGGUUUGACAGCGGUGACAAGGCACCUGAUAAGAACCCGGGAAAUAUGCUGCCUGGAGCUAUGAUGAUGCCAGGUCCCAGUGGCAUGAUGGCAUUUGGUAUGAUGCAGCAGCCUGGCCAGAUGGAAAUGCAGCCAAUGGGAGGCAUGCCUCAUCCCAACAUGCCAACCAUGUCCAACAUGCAAAAUGUGCCGAACAUGGCUGGCAUGAUGCCUGGAAUGAUGCAGAUGAAUCCAAUGAUGGAUCAGAACAUGUUCAUGAUGAACCAGCAAAUGAUGCCUAUGAUGCACCCAUCAAACCAGCCAAUCUACUGCAGCUCUGUUGUACUUCUGACACCAAUACCAGGAGCUUCUCUGCCAAACCGCAGAGAGCGGCCACCAGGCUGCCGUACAAUCUUUGUUGGAGGCUUGCCUAACAGUGUAAAAGAAGAUGUUCUUCAAGAGAUAUUCCAGCGGUUCGGGAAUAUCACCGACAUCAAGUUGCACAGACAGGGAGUGUGUCACAUCAGAUUUGAGAAGGAGGAAAGUGUGGAGGCUUCCUUCAGCAUCUCUGGAUUCAGAUUCAAAUAUCACAAUCAGGGUGACAGUGAGGCUACUACUAUCUUUGUGGACUUUGCAUUGAACCGCGACGACUAUGCCGAGUUCGAGCGAAGCAAGCGUGGCAAGCGUGAUCCCACGCCACCACGCAUCGAGCCGCUCACGCCUGCCUCUUUGCAGACUAUUACCGAGAAGGUCAAAAGUGACGACCAGUUUGCUGAAGCUGCUCCUACCCUGGUCGGCUGGUUGGAACGCGGCGAAUGCAACAAAAAGAACGCCAACGCCUUCUACUCGCUCAUCCAAGCCUCCAACAACCAGAUCCGUCGCCUCUUCAACGAGAAAAUGGUCCUUGACGACGAGUACCAGAGCAUGAAACUCACUAUGAAGGAGAAAUUCGCGCAUAUACUGCUACAAUUCGAGCAGGUAGCGAAAAUACUCUCCGCGGCGCGCCACCAGCGCGUCUCCGACCACUUUAGCAAGCAGCAGCGGAGGAACAUCGAGAUGUGGCUCAAGAUGACUGAGGAGGUGGAGAACAUAAAAGAAGAGUUUGAGACAAACUUCAAUGAAGAUGAAAUUGAGAAAAUCGGAAAGAACACCGUGCCUCAAGAGAAAUACGAUGAGCUCAGGGCAGAGCACGAGAACCUUAUGUACGAACUGGAAGGCUACAAGAACGAGGCCCACCUCGCCAAGGACGAGGCCGAGAGAAAGUUCGAGACCUUCAAGGCGCACUUCAUCGCUCAACACAACUUAAACAACAACUUGAACAAUAAGCAGCAAUCGUACCCACCGCUGCCCCCGCCGCCGACGCCGCGCCUGGAGCCGGCCAAGCCGAUGCCGCCGCCGCCCACCCCCGACGACAACAAGUACAUCGUCUCCGGCCCCUCCGUCCCGCCCUCCGAGGCUAAACUCAUCAGCAUCCUCACUGCGUUCCUCAUGGUUCACCCCCUCGGAGCAUCCGUCGACUAUCUCGUCUCUUACGUUAGAAGCAUGACCCCUAACGUAACUCAGGCCACGGUGCAAGAGAUACUGCAGAAGUAUGACGAUGUUUUCCGCAGAGUAACGUCGGGCGUUGGCGCGUCUAUUGAGACUAGAUGGUGUUAUGUUACCUUUGAUACUAUUAAGUUGGAGCAACAUAAUUAAAUAAAAAUAUACGGAUACAAGUUGCUGGGUAAAGGCGGUUUGAUACAACCCGACCUAAGUGUAGUUUUAAAGCAAAGUAGCCAUAAUGUUUCACUAUAUCUGUUGUCAUAAUCCCACUAGGCUACAACGAAUAUUUAGUUUGAGCGAGAAUUGUCCACCAACUGGGGUUUAUUUUAUGUUUAAAGCAGUCAUUACCAAAAUGUCAAAGUAAACAAGGACUCAUUUCUCAAUCAGGAGUGUUCAUAUGUUUAGCUUUAGAUUACUUCACAGUUAGAAUAAGGGUUGAUCGGAAUUAUAUCAAUAGAUAAUCUGUAUGUAAGUAAAUGUAAAAAUGUUUUGUCUUAGAAGAUAAAAAUAGAAUGUUAUUUGUAGUAUAAAAUUUUAUGUCAGCUUGCUGAAUAUUCUGUUCAAGCAUAAAGUGUGUUCAGUGGCGAGCUAUGUACAAAUAUGUAUGCAGGAGUGUUAAGCUAAUAGUUUUGCUGACUAUAUUUUUAUUUACGCAAGACAAUUCUAAAUGUGUUCAAUAAUAAGUAAUUAGAUAAUCUCCAUCUAAACUGACUGGUGGUGAAGAGAUUUCUGUACACCAAUUCUUAGUCAUAAUUACAUUUAGGUCAUAGUGACAUUAAAGUGUAUUUUAAAAUA
Messenger RNA from Cydia pomonella (codling moth), 3021 nucleotides. Its product is annotated as ecto-NOX disulfide-thiol exchanger 2-like. Gene Ontology annotation, cellular component: external side of plasma membrane; plasma membrane. Gene Ontology annotation, biological process: ultradian rhythm. NCBI's taxonomy places the organism in Eukaryota, Metazoa, Arthropoda, Insecta, Lepidoptera, Tortricidae. The record is from RefSeq and is a predicted model, not a curated record. The transcript has 9 exons. Gene Ontology annotation, molecular function: protein-disulfide reductase activity; RNA binding. The coding region runs from base 175 to 2379 and encodes 734 amino acids.